Messenger RNA from Pieris brassicae (large cabbage white), 6392 nucleotides. Its product is annotated as signal-induced proliferation-associated 1-like protein 2. The transcript is spliced from 15 exons. Lineage: Eukaryota; Metazoa; Arthropoda; Insecta; Lepidoptera; Pieridae. The record is from RefSeq and is a predicted model, not a curated record. Gene Ontology annotation, biological process: activation of GTPase activity; regulation of small GTPase mediated signal transduction. Bases 354 to 3818 code for a protein of 1154 amino acids. Gene Ontology annotation, cellular component: cytoplasm. Gene Ontology annotation, molecular function: GTPase activator activity; protein binding.
CAUUGCAAAAUUCAAUCCGCAGCAGCAAUUAAACCAAUAAUUUGUGUUUUUUCCUGCAAAUUUUAAAGUGAUAAGUGAAAUAAGAUUAGAUUUCGAGUGAAAACUAAACAUUACUAUUCUUAUAUCAUCAACAUUAUUGAAAUUUUAUCAAAAACACUUUAGAUGAGCUCUGUGCUACUUUACAAAUACCUAACUGUAAAAUGGCAAAUUGAAUGAAUCUAUUCAUGUUUAUAAAUAAAAACUGAAACAUUUUACUUCAGUUAUGUGGUAUUCUUGAAAAAAAAAUAUUUUAUACAUACUAAUUGUAACAAGGUAGAGAAAUACGUUUAAUUUAUUUCUAUUCAAAUAAUGCGAUGUAUGCUCCAGACCAUCCUAGAAAGAAAGAAGUUAAAGAUGCUAUGUAUCGAAGUAACUCAAGUCUCGACUUGAUAUACGCUGAACAUCCUUCGGGAAACGGGCUCCGACGUGAGUACGGCAGCCAUGGCUCUAUUGAUGUGAUAGGUGGCGCAAAUGAACGAUAUAUUCCCACUAUGGUGCAUAAUUACAGCGUAGUAUCAAGUGGUGAUAAACCUUCUAGUGUAACUAGACUCACAGACAGGUUCUCUGAAAUCUUAACCACUGACCAUGCUGAUGGGCCAACUCCAAGAGCCAGUGUAAGCCCCAAACCUCGGCUGAAGCUUAAUAAACUUUGGGGUGGAAAUACACCCAUAGCAACCCGCCAGUGUAAUGAUGAUACUUCAAUGUCAAAUAUUGCUGAAGCCUCAAAACGAAAACAAUUUGCACAUUAUGACUGCCAAUCACUUAUGGCUAACUUAAGUUAUGCUGCUGAAAUACGAGGUGCCUUAUUAAGUAGGCGCCGCAAUACAACAACUGGAGCUUCAGCUGCAUCUCUAUUAGCCACACGUGGACUACCUCCUGGUGAAGAUACUGUUCCAGAUACAGGAGAUGGCCGCUUUAAUGAGAUGAUUGAUAGUUGUCCUUUCUUCAGAAAUGAAUUAGGAGGGGAAGAAGAAAGGUGUGUAUCAUUGUGCCACCGAACUGCUAGAGGCGGCAUACCAGGUCAGUUUGGAGGAUGGCAUCGUCCUAAAGCUGCAUAUGGCUUCUCAGUGUUAGAGUUCCCGCCUGGCCACACCCAUUGGCGUCAAGGUUGCCCUUUCGCUAAAUCCGUAUCACCCCUUCCUGUUGAAAGUCAAGAUCUUGGAGCACUGUAUUUUCGAAAUUAUUUCUACACCCAACCUCAUCAGAAUUGGUUUGGCAUGGAUGAGAAUCUUGGUCCUAUUGCGAUAUCCAUCAAAAAGGAAAGGGUAGAACUUCGCCGUGGUGGCGGUGAUGCAUCAGCACCGGCUUCCCAGCUCGCUUGGCAAUACCGACUUAUUAUACGUACUUCUGAACUUCUAACGUUAAGAGGGUCCAUACUAGAGGAUGCUUUGCCCACAGUCAAACCCAGUAAUAACAGUGCCACUUAUAAUACAAAGGAAGUUUUGGAAUAUAUUGCUCCGGAGCUUCAACUUAAUUCUUUAAGACUUGGAUUAACAAACACAGCAACAGAGGAACAGCUCCUCCGUUUAGACGAACAACGCGUCACACGACAUUAUAAAGUCGGUGUUAUGUACUGCAAGAGCGGUCAAUCCACCGAAGAAGAAAUGUACAACAACCAAGAAGCUGGACCGGCGUUUGUCGAGUUCCUACAAAUGUUGGGCCAAACGGUCCGUUUAAAGGAUUUCGACAAGUAUAAAGCUGGUUUAGACAAUCGAACAGAUUCAACGGGACUCUAUUCCGUGUACACUACGUACCAAGGAUGCGAAAUAAUGUUCCACGUCUCCACCAUGUUGCCAUACACGUCAAAUAAUAGACAACAGCUGUUGAGAAAACGGCAUAUAGGCAACGAUAUAGUAACAAUUGUCUUCCAAGAACCCGGUGCGGCACCGUUCACACCGCGACACAUACGAUCUCAAUUUCAACACGUUUUUGUUGUCGUUAGAGUCAUAGACCCGUGUACAGAGAACACUCAUUAUAGCAUAGCUGUAAGUCGUGCGAAAGAAGUGCCUUUAUUUGGACCGCCUAUUAAGGAUGGCGCGGUCUACCCGAAGGGUGAUGCGUUUACUGAUCUGUUACUUAGUAAGAUAAUAAACGGUGAGAAUGCAGCCAUACAAUCGCCGAAGUUUAGUACAAUGGCGACGCGGACGCGACAAGAGUACCUUAAAGAUUUAGCUAAGAAUUAUGUCACUGCCACCACAGUAGAAACUGGACAGAAAUUUUCUUUAUUUUCUUCCCUUCUAAUGAAAAGCACUAAUUCUAGUAGCAAUAGCACGGUUAUACCGAAAACUGAUGACUGUACCAAUGACGUAUUAGUGGGAGGAGCUUUAUGCUUUCAUGUCCAAGUACAAGAUGAAGGAGCGGGUGGUACAUCCGUUGAUUGUAUACUAGGCAUCUCCGCUGACUCUCUAGUCUUUGUUGAAGACCUCUCACGUCAAAUUAUACUUGCCGUGCCGACGAAUACAGUACUAGGAUGGGUUAUAAGUGGUGAGUGGACGCGUAUAUACUACCAUCGUGGUGAGAGCGUACGAGUACGUAACAGUACGGACGUGUUACUGCGGCGACUUAGUAGCGUCGCGCCCCAACACGCGCAUUCCCUUAAAGAAAUUACCUUAGAGAGGGGUGCUGCUUCGCAACUCGGUUUCCACGUGCAACCAGACGGCCUAGUAACUGCGGUGGAGGGCGGUGGGCCAGCUGCAAGAGCUGGAGUAAGACGAGGGGCCAGACUACUAGAAGUGUGCCGUGCUGCAGUCGUCGCAUUACCCCACGACCACUUGGUGGACCUACUUAAGACAUCGGAUCCUGUUACUGUGACGUUAACGUUCGCGUCCAGCGGGCGAUGUGAGUGCCAGACUUACGGGAGUGAAGCGUGGGCGCAGCAGCCGGGACGACGACGCCUCACCCACGACCGGCCAGCUUCGCCUCCUCGCUCUGACAGCUCCGGAUACGGCACGGGUGGUUCAGGUCGUAGUGCAGCAUCUCCAGGUGGAGAGGCAGUUCGCAGACGAUCACAUGAUGACGCAUCACCAAGGCAUCCACGGCGACCGCGUCUCUCUGCUAAUACAUCGUCUCUCACGGAGGAGUUAAUGCGACUUAUGGACGCGGAACUGGAGGACGCAAAAAAUACCGCAAUGGAAAGAAUCGGUUCCAGCGCUGAUAGAGUUGGAUCAGGUGCUGAUAGAGUUGGGUCAAAUGCUGAUAGGAUUGGGUCAAGCGCUGAUAGAGUUGGAUCAAGUGCUGAUAGGGUUGGAUCAAGCGCUGAUAGAGUUGGAUCAAGCGCUGAUAGAGUUGUAUCAAUCGCUGAAAGGGUUGGCUCUAGUGGAACAAAUGCGCCCACUCCCCAAGGAGCACCUUUACCGUUGCCCGACGCUUCGGCACUUGACUGGGCUGCACUAGUCCACACUGCGACGCGCGCUAUGUUGCAGAUAUGUGAGGAGCAUCAAUAUCCAUCUUUAGAGAACUCGGAUCCACCUCUAGAACCUCUGCCCAGCGAGUCACUACGAGAUUGGCCUGAGAGACCAACAAGUGAAAGAACAACGCCUGCGGCGCCAAAUACAAGCACAAUUGCGAGUACGGAAUCAAGCGCGUGCGCAUGCGGACUCAAAGAGCGCGUCGCAGCAUUAGAGGCCGACGCCGUCUGCGCACAAAGACAUCAGCAUCAGCUUGAGGAAGAGGUACGUCGUCUAAGACGGCAUAACGCGCGCUUAAGAGAGGAAUCAGCUCGUGCUGUAUGGCAGUUGAGGCAUUUCACGCAGUGGCUCAAACGGACCGUCGACAAAUAGAAUUGUUUUACGUAUACCCGUACGUACGCGCGUACGUACCAGAAGUAACGAUAAGUAUGACAAAACAAGUAAUGCAAGCCAGUCUUAAUGAAAGUUCUUAUUAGAAUUCAUUUGGCUUAAUUUAAGCUUUUUCCUUAUACAAUUUAAAAUUUUUGGCUUUAAAUUUUUAAGUAUUUUUGAGUAACUGAUGAAUCAAUUAAUAUUUGAUAUUAUUUACAACUUUGCUAGACUUUUGUGUACAUUGCAAUUUAAUACAAAUCUCAUUUUAUAACAAAGUUACCGUCCAUGAUUUUCGAUUAAGUCGAUUUCUAUAGAAUUACUGAAGUACCUUGAAUGUAAGAUUCCGUUGAUAAGUGUUAUGAGCCUAUAAAAUAAGUCAAUUAAUUGUAUUUAUUGCGUCUUAUGCUUAUCUAAAGUUUCACAAUAGUUAUAUUGAUUAGUAGAUACUAUUUAAUCUAUAGUAUAGGCUAUAUAAUGUUCAUCCAGAUAUUUAAAACUCGAUUUGUUAAUCUUAGGUCCGUAUUACUCAUUUAUAAUUUUUGUUAACAUCUUAGUCUAAAGCCUUGUCACCCUUGUCACAAUGUUCUAAAUUUAAUUUAGUUUUAUUAAAGUAAGAUUUAAAGACAAUAUGCAAACUGUAAUCUGUCAAAUUAGGACAGAAAUGAGAUUUCAAUGAUAGAAUGAAAUUGGAGGUUAUGACAAUACGUAGAUUUUUAAAUGGGAAAUACGGGCCUUUGAGAGGGCCAAAUGUGAUCUACGAAAACGAAAUAAUCUUAAUACCUGUCAAUAAAUACUUGAUGUCCCCAAAAUCAUAUACAAAUAUAAUACACUUAAAAUUUGUAGGAAUUAAACAGCUCUUUUGCGUUCGUAAUUUAAAAGUAGACCGGUCAAGGUCAUUAUAAGAAAAAUUGCCUUUAAAUUAUUAAUUUAAUAUCAGAUCUUGAGAUAUUAACUCUAACACUCAGUGAUAGAAGAAUUAUUGACAUCUAUCGUUUUUGUAGCGUCGUUGCUAAAUUGAAAGUCUUUAAAUAUUGCACUAAAUUUUUACUCCAUUUCCGUAAUAGACCUCUUUCGAAAGCCGAAAAAUGAAACAUUGAUAUUUUUGAAAUUGGAAUGCAAUUCCUUUUUGAAAAAAGAACUUGUACUUGGACUUAUCUAUUCUGUUUUCGAAAGCGGUUUUAGCUGCAUUAUAGACUGUUGCGUAAAAUAAGUUAAUGUGUAAAGUGAUACAUGGUAUUUCCAAAGAAUAAUUUCUUAUGAAUGACGAGUAUAAUCGCGCUGUAUCUUAUGAAUUUUGUGCCUUUCUUCAGCUUCUAGGGAAGCUAUUACGUUGGCGACCUUAUAACUGUUAAUUAUAGAUUAGUAGUAGGUAUUUGUUAUUGCCUAACGUAUAGAUUUCAUAUACGAUGUUCACUAUAAGUUAACGGUUCGUUAAACGGCGUAAUCGACCGGGUUCUAUAAUUAUCCUUGUCCAUAGACGUCACCUGUAAAAUGAUUUUUAAAUGACGUCAUGAAACAUUUACCCUUUUUCAAUAGUGUUUCAACGCGUAGCGCUAAAGAUUUUGGAAUUAAGUACAAAAACUCAAUAAAUUUAUUAAAAGUUAAAUCGCUUAAGGUGAUUACUCGUGAGCUGUUACUAAUGAUAGCAUAUUAUAGAGACCGUGUUUAAGGAAUACGAUUAACGGACCGUUUAAGAGCGGAGGUUAAAAUGUGGAAGAUAUUAUGUUACGAAUUACUGUUAUGAAUUAUAGUGUGUUAAACAUAUUUGUAAUGUCGCUUUGAACUUUUUGUGACGCACUGAAUAUUAUUUAUGACGCACAUUUGUUUUUGGAAACUUUACACGUAUAUUGUUCGCUUAUGAGAUAAUAAAAACCUCUUUUGACAUUUUUUUUAUAAUAAGUGGUCAUAGACUACAGCAGGCGUGUCCCAAUUGUACGCUGGUUUACUAUUUGCAUACCAUAUUCAGUUUUUGACGUCUGCAUACAGUUAGCAUGUAAUUUAUUCGACGUAUGCUUCCGUUUAGUUCUGUGUUCGUAUCCGUCUUACGUCUAUUAUGCGAUUUCGAUCUGUGGAAUCUGCAUGGUCACGUGACUGUUAAUUGCCAAGCGGGUCACGUCUGUUGUUAAAAAUGAUCUAGGGUCCUUUAUAUUUUCAUAUAACCAAGUGAAAUAGCAAAUUAUAUCUUCAUGUUCGUUAGAGCAGUUGUGUAAAUAUGAAUCUCAAGCUUAGUUUAAAUUCAAUGAGAGCUUUAUUAGUUUAAGCCACGAACAACGCGUAAUUUUACGUUAUUAUUUAUACGUUAAUUAAGGUUUACGAUAGUGUUCCACGUUUCUCACGUAAUUUUAUUGAAAAGUACAACGAUUUUUGCACUUGAUAAAAAUCCCACCUGUCAGCACUGUUCAUGAACAAAAUCUUCGUUGGUAUGUAGGUAUAAUUUAUUACCAAAGUGUAGCAAUUUACCGCCAUAUUUUUUUGAGAAUUAUCUUUAUAAUUAGCACGUUUCAGCGGUUUUCAUAUGUUUACUGUUAUCUUAGAUAAGUAUUUUCUACAUUUAUUUAAGGACAUUCCAGUAUA